CUAACUCCAGUUAUCUAACCUGAGGUUACUCCAUCCUCAAUAUUCGACAUAUCCUUUUCUGCAAAUUAUCUUGACAGUGAUCACAAAAUCUAUGGCUCAUUUACUAGGAGGAUUAGCUACUCCCCUUCUCUGCAAACCCAUUAAUGCUUCUUCUUCUUUCAACAACAAUUACACUUCCGCUUCCUCUUCCUCUCUCCACGCGCUUGAUUCUCUAUACAUCAAACGCGCCGCCGAGCUAGCUGACAAAUCGGCGGGAUUCACCGCUCCUCAUCCUAACUUCGGCUGCGUAAUCGCCCAUCCCAAUAAUGGUGGAGGUACGGUGGUCGGAGAAGGUUACUUGUACGCCGAAGGGACAAUUCCGGCGGAGGUGCAGGCUGUUGAAGCCGCCGGCGAGCGGUGUCGAGGUGCCACUGCUUAUCUCAAUAUGGAACCUGGAGAUUGUCACAGCAAUAGCAGUGCUGUCUCAGCCCUGAUCAAGGCAGGAAUUAGUAGAGUUGUUAUUGGAAUACGGAAUCCAUUGCAACACCUUCGUGGCAAUGCCAUUCACGCGUUGAGAAGUGAAGGCCUUCAAGUUGAUGUGCUUGGGGAAGAUACACAGAAUAAGAUUAUUGAGGAGGCUGUGAAAUCCUGCCUUUUUGUCAAUGCUCCUUUGCUAUAUAGAGCUGCGUGUCAAGUUCCGUUCUCUGUUCUCAAGUAUGCAAUGACACUUGAUGGGAAAAUUUCUGCUAGUAGUGGUCAUGCAUCAUGGAUCAGUAGCAAAAAGUCAAGAACUCGUGUUUUUGAAAUGAGGGGUAGAAGUGAUGCUGUUAUUGUUGGAGGAAAUACUGUGCGCAGAGACAAUCCACGUUUGACGGUUAGACAUGGUGGUAGCCAUCUUCCCCGACGUAUUGUAUUAUCUCAAACUCUUGAUCUUCCAGAAGAAGCGCAUAUUUGGAAUGUUUCUGAGGUCCCCACUAUAGUUGCUACACAAAGAGGUGCAAGGAGGAGUUUUCAAAAAUUGCUUGCAUCCAAAGGCGUUGAAGUGGUUGAAUUUGAUAUUUUAGAUCCUAGAGAUGUUAUGGGGUAUUUAUAUGAUCGUGGUUACCUCUCAAUUCUGUGGGAGUGUGGAGGGACACUGGCUGCAUCUGCUAUUUCUUCUGGGGUCAUACACAAGGUACAUGCAUUUGUUGCUCCCAAAAUUAUAGGUGGGAAGAAUGCACCGUCUCCAGUUGGUGAACUUGGAAUGGUAGAGAUGACCCAGGCUCUGGAACUAAUUGAUGUUUGCUAUGAGCAGGUCGAUAUGCUUCUCCUUUAAAAUCUCUGAUGAUGUGCAUAAUAGAUGCAUG
Messenger RNA from Nicotiana tabacum (common tobacco), 1325 nucleotides. The record is from RefSeq and is a predicted model, not a curated record. NCBI's taxonomy places the organism in Eukaryota, Viridiplantae, Streptophyta, Magnoliopsida, Solanales, Solanaceae.